This is a messenger RNA of Saccostrea cuccullata (small rock oyster), 3585 nucleotides long. RefSeq lists its product as uncharacterized. NCBI's taxonomy places the organism in Eukaryota, Metazoa, Mollusca, Bivalvia, Ostreida, Ostreidae. The record is from RefSeq and is a predicted model, not a curated record. The transcript has a single exon. The coding region runs from base 1 to 3585 and encodes 1194 amino acids. Gene Ontology annotation, molecular function: DNA helicase activity. Gene Ontology annotation, biological process: DNA repair; telomere maintenance.
AUGGACCUUCAGAUUAUAUUUAUGGCCCAUUUAUUUGCGAAAUGGCCCAUCAAAAAUGUUGACAGUUGCGCCAUAGUCCCAUUGACCAUUUUGGCCUUCCCAAUCACUGGGCCUCCAUCUCAAAGGACCUUUAUUUCGACCCCUCAGGAUAAUGAAAAUGUAGGGCAUUGUGAAACAGAAGAUGAACAUAGUAAGAUAAAUAAGGCUUAUGCAGAAGAGAUACUGCUUAGUGUAUGGGGCAAAGUACAAAUAGAUGGUGAAAAAAACUCCACAACCGAAGAAAUAUUUGAAGACCUUUCACUAACUCAGGAACUGUAUGAAGAAGCCCAAAACAUUUUAUCAACAAGGAGGACAGUCUUUCUAGAGCGCAAUCCAAAUGAGAUGUGGACAAACCAAUAUAACCGAUGUCUCCUAAAAUGCUGGGAUGCUAACAUGGAUAUACAAUUUGUUCUAGAUCCGUUCAGCUGCAUUGUAUAUAUUGUUUCAUAUAUUUCUAAGGCAGAAAGGGAAAUGGGAAUGCUACUGAAACAAACAAAGUUAGAGGCAGAGGAGGGGAAUUUUGAUGCUCGACAAACAAUGAAAAAAAUAGGCUCUGCUUAUCUAAAUCACAGAGAAGUUAGUGCCCAGGAAGCGGUAUAUAGAGUGUGCAACUUAAAGAUGAAAGAGUGUUCACGAAAAGUUGCUUUUGUUCCUGUAGGUGACAAUCCUGUACGGUUAUCUAAGCCAUUGUCUCAGCUGAAAAAUAAAACUAAAAAAGACGUUGAAAUAAUUGAUGAUGACGAUGAUGACGAAGAUGACAUUUGGAUGACAAAUAUUCUAGAGCGUUAUGAAAAUCGUCCAGAUAAGUCAGAGUUUCAUGCCAUGUGCCUUGCAGAGUUUUGCUCUGAAUUCAGGGUUCUUGCUAAAUCUCAGGUACCAAAAAAUAUGAACAACAAUGUUUUUGAACUACAGAACGAGAAAGGUUAUGUUCAGCGUAGAACAAGAACGAAAGCUGCGGUAAUACGGUAUCCAAGAUUUAAUGCAGAAAAAACACCCGAAAAGUAUUAUCAGUCUCUUCUGCAACUUUUUCUUCCAUAUUGGACAGAAAUGCAGCUAAAACCACCAGGGUUUGAUUUGUUUAAGGAUUUCUACGAAACAGGUCAUGUGAAAAUAGUAGGAAAAAAAUCCUUACAAUCAGUGAAGUCGAUUGUGGACACUAAUCAUUCUUGUUUUGCAAAAAAUGAAGAUAUCAUUGACAGAGCCCAAGAGGCCUACGAAAUGAAUGGUGAUCCAGAGGAUGCAUGGUCACGUUUAUGUCCAGAAACUGAGGUGUUAAGAGGAGAAGGAUUAGCAAAGAGAAAAGAAAACCCAGUACCACAGGAGGAAGAUGUUGACCGUAUACCUGAAAUGGAAACGGACACACAUAAUGCAGAUGUGCUAUAUCAAGUUCAACAAAGUGUUUCCUCCACGGAUGAGGCUAUUUCUGUACUCCGAAAUCUGAAUGAAAUGCAACGUAAAAUAUUUUACUUUGUGCGUGACUGGUGUUCAGCAAAAGUUCAAGGAGAAAAUUGUGAACCUUUCCAUUUGUUUGUUACGGGUGGUGCAGGAACGGGAAAAAGCCAUCUGAUUAAGGCAAUUCAUUAUGAAUCGUCCCGGUUGCUUUCUAAAUUGAAGUCUGAACCAGAAAGGGUGCCAGUACUUCUUUCAGCAUUCACAGGAACUGCUGCUUUCAACAUUGGGGGUAAUACACUUCAUCACUUAUUUGCAUUAACAAAAUUUCUCCCCAUACCGUAUGAACCACUAAGAGAACAGAGUCUUAGUGAAAUGAGAGCAAAGAUUGGGGACCUUCAAAUUCUGGUGAUUGAUGAAAUAUCAAUGGUUUACAAAAGGUUGCUGUAUUACAUACAUGAAAGGUUGGUACAGAUCAAGAAAUGUAAAAAACCAUUUGGAGGUGUUAGUGUUAUAGCAGUUGGGGAUUUUUACCAGCUCCCUCCAGUAAAACAGCGGAAAGACGAGAGACUUUACAAGGAAAAUAUGGUUUAUCCUCAAGACUACUGGCUUGACCUCUUCCAAAUCGCUGAACUGAAAGAAAUAAUGAGACAAAAGGAAGAUCUGUCAUUCGCAAAGAUUUUGAAUUCUCUUCGUGUAAGACUGUUAGAUGAGCCAUUGACUCAAGAUCAGAAUGAUAUGUUAGAUGACUGUGUCAGAGAUGGACCAGAGGAUGCUCUACAUGUGUUUUCUACCAACGAAGAAGUUAACACCUAUAAUUUGUCAAUGUUGAGGAAAUCCUGUGAUAACCUAUUGGAAAUUGAUGCCAAAGAUUAUCAGAAGGACAAAACGUCUGGAAGACUUACACUGAAAACAAACCCUAUCACAAAAUCAAAAAGUGAUGGCCUUCCAAGCUCCUUAGUUUUGUCCGUCAAUGCAAGAGUCAUGCUUACAAGGAACUGUAACGUAGAAGAUGGACUUGUAAAUGGAGUGAUGGGAUACAUAUCUCAGUUUGUUUUUCAAAAAGAUAGUGCUACAGAAAUAAAGGCUGUUGAGGUUAUAUUUGAUAACCAAGAAGUUGGAAAGAAAACAGGCAAAAAUACAAGAGGUGGAAACAUGGUUCUGAUAGAAAGAGUUGAGGAGGAACUAAAGGAAAGGACGAAAACAAUCAUUAGACAUCAGUUUCCAUUAAGACUUUCUUGGGCGUGUACUGCUCACAAGGUACAGGGGAUGACAACAGACAGAGUAGUGGUGAACUUAGAUAAAGUGUUUGGUGCUGGUCAGGCAUACGUUGCUUUAUCAAGGGUAACAUCAAAAGAGGGUUUAUUUAUUGAAACAGAAGACCCAAACCUGUUAAGGAAAAAGAUUUAUGCCGAUUCAGAAAUAAAAACAGCAACAGUUGAAAUGCCAAAAGUUUGUUUUCGUGAAAUAUUUGAAACUGAUGCUUCGGAUGGGAAGAAAAUAGUUUUACACAACAUUCAAAGCUUAAGAAAACAUUUUCAAGACCUGAAAAAUGACAAACGAUUCACGGAAGCAGAUAUUAUUUGUUUGACAGAAACAUGGUUAAGGCAUGAAGAGAAUACAAUACAAUUUGAUAUUGAAGGUUUUCAGUUCAAUCACCUUCCUCGGGGAGAGGCAUAUGACGAGAAAAAUGUCAUGAACCAGAGGUUACACCUGUCAAAAGGAGGAGGAGUGGGGUUGUAUCUAAAAGAUGAGAUGGAUUGUUAUCAUAUUAUAGCACUAUCUGGGAUGAAUAUUGAAGCAAUGGCUGUACAAUUAUUGAAUGAAAAUAUCAUUCUUGUGACAGUGUAUCGCCCAUCUUUGCUAAAUGUGGAUGUCUUCCUGAAAAAUUUACAAAGACUCUUGGAUUUCAUAUGGACAAUUUCUCCAGAGUGUAUUGUGAUAGGAGACUUCAAUGAGGAUGCUAAACUGAAUGGCCCAAUUCAAAGAUUCAUGAAGGAUAAACAGUUCAGACAGCUUGUAUCUUUUAACACAACUGAAGGGGGAACCAUUUUAGACCAUGUAUAUGUAUCCAGUGCAUUACACAUUGAAGUCUUUCACAUGCCAACAUACCACAGCUACCAUGAGGCUGUGCUCUUGAUAUUUUCAGAUGGGUAG